GGGUUUACUCGUCUGUGCAAAAAUUGCUUCCGACAUGAAGGACAUGGCUCAAGGGAACGCAUACAUUCCGGACGAUUUUGAGGCGAGUGACUGUUUUGUGUUACCAGUGAAUGCCUUUGACAUCCCACGAUGUUAUGCUGACGAUCUGGCAGCUGUUGUUAUAACUGAAGGACUCAUUCGCGAUCGAGUCAGGCGAUUAGCAAAAGGUACACUCUCUGAAUUAUUCUUUACUCAACUUCGAGAAGAAAGGUGA
Molecule: messenger RNA, 253 nt
Organism: Cooperia oncophora
Lineage: Eukaryota; Metazoa; Nematoda; Chromadorea; Rhabditida; Trichostrongylidae
Source: the annotation of a GenBank genome assembly